Molecule: messenger RNA, 781 nt
Organism: Notothenia coriiceps (black rockcod)
Lineage: Eukaryota; Metazoa; Chordata; Actinopteri; Perciformes; Nototheniidae
Product: retinal homeobox protein Rx1-like
Exons: 1
Coding region: 1-495 (164 amino acids)
Biological process (GO): positive regulation of transcription by RNA polymerase II
Molecular function (GO): RNA polymerase II cis-regulatory region sequence-specific DNA binding; DNA-binding transcription factor activity, RNA polymerase II-specific
Source: RefSeq, a predicted model, not a curated record
AUGAGUUUGUUCUUUGUCCUCCAGGUGUGGUUCCAGAACCGCAGAGCUAAAUGGCGUCGUCAGGAGAAAAUGGACGCCAGCACCAUGAAGCUGCACGACUCGCCCAUGCUCUCCUUCAACCGCCAGCCCCAGCUCCACAGCGGCAUGGGCCCCAUGAGCAGCUCCCUGCCCCUGGACCCCUGGCUCUCCUCCCCCCUGACCAGCGCCACGCCCGUGCACAGCAUCCCGGGCUUCAUGGGUCCAGCUCAGGGUCUUCAGCCUAGCUACCCGACCCACAGCUUCCUCAACUCCGCUCCUCACCCUCACUCCCAUUCUCACCCGUCCAUGGGUCAGGGGAUGCAGAACAUGGCGCCUCCCCCUUACCAGUGCACAGCGCAGUACCAGGAUAAAUACCCUCUGGAGGACGUGGACCAGCGCAGCUCCAGCAUCGCGGUUCUGAGGAUGAAAGCCAAGGAGCAUCUGCAGUCCAUGGACAAGACCUGGCACCCCAUGUGACUAACAAGUUAGGAAGGGAGACAUUAAGGUUGUUUUUUUCGGGUUAAAGGGUGAAGGACAUUGAGUCAAAUGCUGGAUAAUAUGGCAGUGACUUAUCUGAUACCCACGGAGCAAAAAAUAAAGGACUUUGAACUGUGAAACCUGAGGAUUAAAGGACUUUCUUUGGACUAUUUGUCCUCAUCUCAAGGAGACAAGUGAACUCUUAUGCUUGUCACAAUGUUAUUUUUCACAUUCUUCUUCCAAUAUGAACGUUUUGGGUGUUGUGAAAUAAACGCAAUAACUUUAU